AUGCCCUGGCCACCAUUCCUUAAAAGGGCAUUUGACGUCCAGCAUCCAGCGGACGAGAGUAGGUGGUACGGCCCGUACAACAUGCUCCUCGUCACGCUGUUCCCUGCCGACCAAGGCUUCAUGGUCUCCCCCCAAUUCUCUCCCUACGUAUUCCCUCAUACUGGAGGAGGACUCUCCGUCAAUUUUGUCGUGGUGCUUCUUGUAUUUCAACAUGAAGUUCCCAUGUUCUUCGUUGAGAUCAAACCCCCGCAACACCUCGCUAACAUGUCGAUACGCGAGGCAGCUGAUGCACAGAUGAGAGAGCGAUUCCGCUCUCUCACUGAAAACAUCAAUACACCCAAAUUGUACGGAAUUAGUGUGAUGGGCCCAAGAUUUUGCCUAUACACUUUUGAUGCUACCACCAGUGGAAUCACCCCUCUGGCUAUACCUCGUGCUACCGACAUUGUGAAUGAUGUUGCACCAAAGGCCCGAUGGGACCAUGACAUUCUGUCUGAUGAUGGGGAGGUUGUGCUUAGGGGUGUAGUAGAAGAAGUGAAGUCAAUGGCUGCUGACCUUCUGGACAAAGUGGACUGA
This is a messenger RNA of Gloeophyllum trabeum ATCC 11539, 573 nucleotides long. RefSeq lists its product as uncharacterized. The coding region runs from base 1 to 573 and encodes 190 amino acids. The transcript has a single exon. NCBI's taxonomy places the organism in Eukaryota, Fungi, Basidiomycota, Agaricomycetes, Gloeophyllales, Gloeophyllaceae. The record is from RefSeq and is a predicted model, not a curated record.